Molecule: messenger RNA, 965 nt
Organism: Daphnia carinata
Lineage: Eukaryota; Metazoa; Arthropoda; Branchiopoda; Diplostraca; Daphniidae
Exons: 3
Coding region: 118-747 (209 amino acids)
Source: RefSeq, a predicted model, not a curated record
GAAUCAUAACUAGCUGGUUCACUGAUGCAUCGUACCUCAUUCCGAUCGAAGCAUUAAACGAAGCAUUGUUGCUCUUCUUCAGUCUUCAACGAAAACCCAUCGCAGAUUCUCUGUAGAAUGUCGCAGUUCAUUUGCAUGGCGUUCGUUGUUUUAACAGCGGCAGCCUUUGCUGCUCAACAAGGCAAUGUUCACUCCAAUGGACGGUUUGUAUUCCUCACCCCCACUUUGAACGAAGGAAGUGAAACCGAGAGCACGGAAACCGAGAGCACGAUCAUGAGCGAUUCUGUUCGAAAUGGUACUAUGUGUUCCAUCUCAAGCGUUCCAUGCAGUUGCGUGACCACCACAGGUACUUGCAGUUGCCCUACCAGCGGUUGCAUUUGCCUGGCACGUCCUUGUGUCGUUACCUUUGGCGGCCAUAGAGCAGUGAGAGCCAGCAGCAGCAGCAGUAGUAGUAGUAGCAGCAGCAGUUCCACGGGUACAACGGCUACGGGUACCACGGGUACAAGUACGAGCACUAGUACCGGUACUAGUACCAGCGGUAGCACAAGUACCAGUGGAAGCAGCAGCAGUAGCAGCAGCAGCAGCAGUAGCAGUAGCAGCAGCAGCAGUAGUAGUAUCAGUACUACCACAAGUACUAGCACAGGUACGAGCACUGUUACCAGCUGUGUCAAUUGCGUUUGCACUACCACCGUAUGCGUGAAUGGUGUAUGCGGCGCUCCCACCACCAGUGGCACUUUUUGCGGCUAAAAUGGAUCGGUUAAACCGGCCACUAAUUGAGAGGAGUGUUGAGACUAGUUUGCGUAUGUAAUAGCAACAUGUCAGUGGAUUGUCAUUGAGGUUAUUUGCUUUUUGAAAAGUUUUGAAAUUCAUAUGAUCCGUUUAACCUAAUAAACUGAUAAUUGGUGUCUUUGUUUGUUUUCCAUCGUUCGCUCUGCAUACGUCUUUGCAGAGACCUGUUUUUCUUU